Messenger RNA from Arachis stenosperma, 1873 nucleotides. Its product is annotated as sulfite exporter TauE/SafE family protein 3-like. Gene Ontology annotation, cellular component: Cul4A-RING E3 ubiquitin ligase complex; membrane. Gene Ontology annotation, biological process: protein ubiquitination. The record is from RefSeq and is a predicted model, not a curated record. The transcript is spliced from 12 exons. Bases 179 to 1639 code for a protein of 486 amino acids. Lineage: Eukaryota; Viridiplantae; Streptophyta; Magnoliopsida; Fabales; Fabaceae.
CUUACCUACCAUAAUUUCCUUCCUCAACCGUACUUGAAGAAUCCAAAUAAAAUAAAACCACGAAAAAAAAUGCGAGGCAAUUAAUAUAGUUUCUUCUCAUCAAAUACAUAGUAGCUAACUAGUUUAAUUUUCCUAUAUUUGGCUUCAAUUCACAGCUAGCUUAUUCGAUAGUGUAGACAUGGCAACUACACAAGUGAAACAUUAUGUCACUUCUUUAGGUGCUGCAGCAACAACGUUAGCAAAAACAUGGCUGGUCUUGUGGAUACUUGUUACUAUGUUCUUCACUGUCUGUUUAGCAGAAAGAGUGUUGAAAGAAAAAGAGGUAGCGGAUUUUGCUGAUGACAAACAAACAAAAGGAAUUCUAAGAGUGGUCAUUGAUUUUCUAUGGCAAGAGGGAAAGUCUUCCUAUGAUCCUGUUUGGCCCGAAAUGAAGUUUGAUUGGAGAAUUAUUGUGGGAUCAAUGGUUGGAUUUUUGGGAGCAGCAUUGGGCAGCGUUGGAGGGGUUGGAGGUGGUGGGAUUUUUGUGCCAAUGCUUGCUUUGAUCAUUGGCUUUGAUCCCAAGUCUUCUACAGCCAUUUCUAAGUGUAUGAUUAUGGGUGCAGCUGGGUCAACAGUAUACUAUAAUCUGAGGCUUAGGCACCCAACUUUAGACAUACCCCUUAUUGAUUAUGAUCUGGCUCUGCUAUUCCAACCUAUGCUGAUGCUUGGAAUAAGCAUUGGUGUUGCAUUCAAUGUCAUGUUUGCUGAUUGGAUGGUCACUGUUUUGCUUAUUAUCUUAUUCAUAGGUACAUCAACAAAAGCUUUAUUCAAAGGCAUAGAAACCUGGAAAAAGGAAACAAUGUUGAAAAAGGAAGCUGCCAAGGCUUUAGAAGCAGAACCAAAACCUGGUGAUGAUGAUUCUGCAGAGAGUGAGUACAAACGACUACCAAGUGGUCCAACUAAUAAUAUACAUGAUGAAGAGGCCCCUAUAUUACAGAACAUAUAUUGGAAAGAAUCAUUACUCCUUGUGUAUGUUUGGGUGGCUUUUCUCAUUGUUCAGAUUGUUAAGACAUACACCAAGACUUGCUCCAUAGAGUACUGGGUUCUAAAUACAUUGCAGGUGCCUAUUGCAGUCUCUGUUACACUUUUUGAAGCCAUAUGCAUAUCCAAAGGAACUAGAGUGAUAGCAUCAAAGGGAAAGGAAUUUACAAAUUGGAAGAUUCAUCAGAUUUGUCUUUGCUGUGCAUGUGGAAUAAUAGCUGGUAUUGUUGGUGGACUUCUUGGUCUAGGGGGUGGCUUCAUUUUGGGGCCACUCUUUCUAGAACUUGGGAUCCCUCCUCAGGUAGCAAGUGCUACAUCAACUUUUGCCAUGUUUUUCUCAUCCUCCAUGUCAGUGGUGCAAUAUUACCUUCUAGAUCGGUUUCCAGUACCCUAUGCUUCUUACUUUGUUAUGGUUGCAACCUUUGCCGCUUUCGCUGGCCAGCAUGUGGUGAGAAGAAUAAUUGCAAUCCUUGGCAGAGCUUCCAUUAUCAUCUUCAUACUAGCCUUGACCAUUUUCAUAAGUGCAAUCAGCUUAGGUGGGGUUGGAAUAGAGAAAAUGAUUGAGAAGAUGGAAAAUCAAGAGUACAUGGGUUUUGAAGAUCUCUGCAAGCUAUCUUAGAUGUGUUUGUAUUGGUGGCGUAUAAAGCUGUGGAAUUAAAUUUUUCUACACAGAAUGCCAUUAUUGAACUUAUGAUAUGGUCGCUUGUUUAUCCAGUUUUCAUUCAAGCAAAGGAAAGAUUGUGGGUCAUAACUUAUUCUGCUUUAUCUUUCUAUUGUAAUAGUUGCUUCAUAUUUUUGUUUUUGCCAUUUCAAUAUUGAUUGAAAGUAUUUGAAUUUUGAUUUUUGGAAGUUA